Molecule: messenger RNA, 2752 nt
Organism: Polychytrium aggregatum
Lineage: Eukaryota; Fungi; Chytridiomycota; Chytridiomycetes; Polychytriales
Product: P-loop containing nucleoside triphosphate hydrolase protein
Exons: 8
Coding region: 82-2565 (827 amino acids)
Biological process (GO): transcription initiation at RNA polymerase II promoter; nucleotide-excision repair
Cellular component (GO): nucleotide-excision repair factor 3 complex; transcription preinitiation complex; transcription factor TFIIH holo complex
Molecular function (GO): hydrolase activity; ATP binding; DNA binding
Source: RefSeq, a predicted model, not a curated record
GAGCAGAGCCCUGGCCAGAGUGCAGCGGGAUCAGCAGCGUUUGCCGUUCGAACGAGCGGUGCCAGUAUCGGGACCUGAGCCAUGAGCAUCGCCAUUUCGCUGAAGCGGAAAGACAUCUCGGCUAGCAGCCCUGUGCCGUCGGAUGCGCUCGACCAGAGCCAGUCGGCGAUCUCGUCCUUCGACUACGACAACAACCCGAACCCAGCAGCCUCCGAGCAUGCCCUGCUGCUGCCCAAGAAGGCCUCGCUGCGGGUCGAUGACCAGGACGAUCUCUAUCGGAACAGCGAACGCAUCCUCGUCGAUACCGUGACCCCGCUCUUUGCCCCGCCAAAGUCCGACUACACCUACCUUACCCUCAAACCCGACCACCAAGCCCGGCCCAUCUGGGUCUGCGACGAUGGCAAGAUCAUCCUCGAGGCCUUUUCGUCGCUCUCUUCGCAGGCGCAGGACUUUCUGACCACCAUAUCCGAGCCGGUCACUCGUCCUUCGCGAGUCCACGAAUACAAGCUCACGGCCUACUCUCUGUAUGCGGCCGUCUCGGUGGGCAUGGAAACCUCCACCAUCAUCGAGGUCCUCGAGCGAUUCUCCAAGGUGAAGGUGCCGGAUCGGGUUGUCCGAUUCAUCAAAGACUGCACGGUGUCCUAUGGAAAGGUCAAGCUUGUCCUCAAGCACAACAGGUAUUUUAUCGAGUCAAGUUACCCAGAAACCCUGCGGCUGCUUCUGCGGGAUGAAACGAUCAAGAGGGCUCGGGUGGUACGCGACGAGGGCGACGAAGACGAUCUCAACAGCCUCCUCAAGAAGACCCACAAAGGAGUCGGCGAGUCAAAGCUCAAUUCCGGGGCCGGAAAGAUGGGCGACGGCUCCGCGCGACAGGACUCGGACGACUUUGGCGCUGUUAUCACCCUUGAUCGGGAAGACGAUCAGGAAGACGAUGGCAUGGAGGAGUCGGAUUUUUCGCACAGCUUCGAGAUCGCCAAGGAGGCAGUCGAGGACGUCAAGAAACAGUGCCGUGACCUGGACUAUCCCUUGAUGGAGGAAUACGACUUUCGCAACGACGAUGUCAACCCCAAUCUGGACAUGGAUCUGAGUCCAAAAACCAUCAUCCGAGACUAUCAGGAGAAGAGUCUGAGCAAGAUGUUUGGUGGCGGCGGCGGACGGGCGCGAAGCGGUAUCAUUGUCCUGCCCACUGGCGCCGGCAAAACCCUCGUAGGCAUCACUGCUGCCUGCACAGUCAAGAAGAGUACCUUGGUUCUCUGUACGAAUGCCAUCUCAGUCGAGCAGUGGUCAAACGAAUUCAAGAAUUGGACCACGAUCCAAGAGGGGAAGAUUGCUAAAUUUACUGCAGAUCAGAAAGCCAAGUUUGCAGGAGAUGCCGGCAUCGUUAUCUCGACAUACACCAUGAUCUCGCACUCGGGCAAGCGAGCCUGGGAUACCCAGCGCAUGUUGGAAUUCAUCAACUCCCGCGAGUGGGGUCUGCUCAUCCUCGACGAAGUGCACGUCGUGCCCGCCAACGUUUUCCGUAGAGUCCUGACAACGGUGGCAGCCCACACCAAGCUUGGCUUGACGGCGACGCUGGUCCGUGAAGACGAUAAGAUCGAAGACCUGAACUUUCUGAUUGGCCCAAAGCUCUUUGAAGCGAAUUGGAUGGAUCUUGCUGGCAGGGGUCACAUUGCCAAGGUCGAGGCCACCGAAAUAUGGUGUGGAAUGGAUGGCAAGUUUUACAAGCAUUAUCUUGAAUCUACACCUGGCAAGAGAAGACUACUUUGUGCAAUGAAUCCAACAAAGUUCCGAGCCUGCGAAUACUUGAUUCGAUGGCGGGAGCGCGAAGGCGACAAGAUCAUUGUGUUCUCAGACAAUGUCUGCGCCCUCAAGCACUACGCAACCAAACUCGGCAGGCCAUAUAUCUUUGGCGAGACUCAUAUCGAGGAGCGAAAGUCGAUCCUCAACCGAUUCCGGCAAAACGACCCGCGGUUUCGCACGAUCUUUUUGUCCAAGGUCGGCGACACAUCGCUGGACUUACCCGAAGCCACGUGCUUGAUACAGAUAUCGUCGCAGUUCGGCAGUCGGCGUCAAGAAGCCCAGCGCAUGGGUCGUAUUCUCCGAGCAAAGCGCAGAAAUGAAGAGGGCUUCAAAAGUCGGUUCUACACGCUCGUUUGCAAAGACACAGACGAAGUGGCAUUCAGCGCAAAACGUAGAAGGUUUCUGGUUGACCAAGGCUACGAAUUUCAUAUCAUUCCAAGCGCCGAUCAACUUAUUCCGCCCAACCUCGACCCGCCGCUCCACUACUCGGUCCAGCGAGAGUCGGACGAGCUGCUGUGCUAUGUACAGGAUGCUGGCGACGCCGAUGGCGACGAUGAGUUUGUGCGCGACAUCAAGGAGGAUGACUUGGCCGGCGUUUUCCAGCAUCAGCAGAUACAACGCAAGCGCAUGUGGGGAAGUAGCGCACGCGCCAAGAGCACUGCCUUGGCCCAAGCCGAAGAACGGAAGCGUCUGAAACGAGAGGCAGAUGAACGGGAGAAGCGCCAAAAUCCUCUUUUCCGGGCCUGGCGGCGCAGUGGGGUGUAGUCUGCCUGAUACAAUCCGCCGCUGCGAUAGCAGACGAGUAAAGCUUUACUGAAACAGCUCGCCCAAGCCAAAGAACAUGCGCCUGGACCCUCAACAUCGACGCUGUCAUCGACGCUGUCGCCAGUGAUCGGGACGAGCUGUUCGGGGCGAUCAGGUCUUGACAAUACACGACGAUGACGAUGGCUGA